GCGGGGCUAUGAAUCCCUCCCUGAUGACCUGGAGAAUGUGGCGGAGAAUCUCUUCAAAAUCCUGCAGGAGAAAGGCAAAUCAAUCCUCCCUGGUGAAGGCUCAAGCGUCAUCGACAUCCUGGGAAUGAUAGAGAUGGCGGAAGAGGUGGUUUCCCUGCCAGUGUUCCUGGGUAUCCUGCAGACUGUGGUCGGCCAGAGGAACGCCCUCACCUAUUCCGUGAGUUACAUCAUAGUCCUCCGCUGUCCAUGAUCUAACUAAGCACUCACCAUUCUCUCUCUCUCUCUCUCUCUCUCUCUCUCUCUCUCUCUCUCUCUCUUUCUAACGUCUCAUCACCAAUACCUAAAACAACCACUGUCGUCCCUCCCUGUCUCCCCCACAGGACACUUGGAGGAUGCUGAACCUGGCUAUGAGACACCUGAGGGUCGUCGUGGAGUCUCCCGCAAACGAGGGUGAGGAGGUGCGGCUGCCCUCCCUGGCGGUGAAGGUGGCACCCCUUCGCCCUGAUAAGAACCAAAUCUUCCUGAUGGACAGUGACGCAGCGAACUCCUCUGAGACCAACAGAGGCGAGAUACGUCUGCAGGUGAUGUGGGAGGUAGGCCCACACGAGAAAAAAUCCUUGACGGAGGAAGAAAUGCUAAGGACGCAGAGUAUGGUGAGGAAAGGGAGGCUGGAGAGAAAGGAAGAGGAACACGAGGUUAGAGAGGAAGAGGAGAAGGAGGAGGAGGAGAACCUGGAGGGGCAGCAGGAGCAGGAAGUUGGAGAGGAAGAGGAGGAGGUGGUAGUGAUGGUUGGGGUGAUGACGUUCCCUAAUUUACACUCCAACUUCUACACUCAAUCUAGUGGCACACUUGAUGAGGAUCCCGUGUUAGUGGAGGCGCCCUUGGUGGCAGUAGAGCACCAUACUACGACCACGAUCACCACACCUAGAGUCACUCCGAAUACCCAUUACCGUCUGACCACUGCCACCGUCGUCUCAUACAUCACCUACCCCACCUGUCCAGAAGAACCAAUCAUGCGGGACAGUAAGGAGAGGGCGUCGAGGGUGCCUGCCUGUGGCCGUGUGGGGAUGGUUGACAAGGCUCUUACCUGGGACCUCAAUCCUUGUUCCCUUCUGGAGGCCCCUGGCGACCAUACGUCCUCCCCUGAUGAUGGUGAAGCUGGAGCAGGGAGUGUGUGUGUGUGUCGGUGCCGUGGUCAAGGCCUCUUUGCUCUCCUGCUUGUGCGACCAACACCUCCAGAAGUACUCCAGAAGCUUAUUCCUAUGCGUGGAUGGGAGGGGCGACCUGCUGUGGCGGGGAGUUGUCUGGUGUCAGCAUCGGCAACGGUGGUGUGCCUACUGCUUCUGCUGCCCAGGGCCUCCCUCACUACCAUUCAGCUGCGUAUGCUCAAGUGCCUUGCCCUCAGCGGCGUUAACGUCACCUUCGCCACUCUCGCUGUUUGGUCCACGUCACAGGUACACUCACUGUUGUAAUACCUGCAUGAGACAACAAACAAAGGUUCUGUGCUUUAUAUUUUUCCUUGAGGUGUUGCUCUUAUGAAGGUCUUUAGGGAAGGUCACGUCCUGUUAAAGUCUCCUUACACUCUCCACUUUAUACAGGAUACACACUGCAAGGGACAAGUAUACCGAGAGCACCUUAAACCUCUUCCUCCCUGGUAUAAGGAUAGACAGUAGUUCAUACAAUAACUAACACUAUGUACCCUUACCGCAAUUCCUCCUCAACAGGUACUUAUAGAUAGUAUAGGAUAAAAAUUAACAUUACAUCACCAGUGUACUCCUCAACAUAUUCCUCCCUCCCUGGCUGGCGUGACGGGUGGGCAGGAGGUACAGGCAGGCGUAAGGGUGGUAGGGAGCUCUUGCCUUGUAUUAUGUGUGGGCGUGGGCGUGAGUCAACAGAUGGUUCUCCACCAGCAUCUGGCAGUCACCACCCACAGCAAGCCCAUCUCCCCGAUACAUAACACCACCCUCGCUG
Molecule: messenger RNA, 1971 nt
Organism: Homarus americanus (American lobster)
Lineage: Eukaryota; Metazoa; Arthropoda; Malacostraca; Decapoda; Nephropidae
Exons: 5
Coding region: 393-1472 (359 amino acids)
Source: RefSeq, a predicted model, not a curated record